Elaeis guineensis (African oil palm) is the source of this 1312-nucleotide messenger RNA. RefSeq names its product ADP-ribosylation factor GTPase-activating protein AGD12. Gene Ontology annotation, molecular function: phospholipid binding; GTPase activator activity. Lineage: Eukaryota; Viridiplantae; Streptophyta; Magnoliopsida; Arecales; Arecaceae. The record is from RefSeq and is a predicted model, not a curated record.
AGAAGUUUCUGAAUUUUUAAAUUCGAAGAACAGGUAGGAUAGCCUUCAACGAAAGCCGAGAGUCCAAACCCCUCACGUCUGUGGGAAGCCGGAGGAUUUCGAUCGUAUCGCCGUUCACAUUCUCCCAUUGUUACUCUGGUUGAUCAAGGUUUGCCAAGUGAAGAGAUGAGUAAUCGCUAUUCCAAGAAUGAUAAGCCUGUCUCAGGCACACCAAGGAAACUAAAGGAGCUUAUGCUUAGAAGUGAUAAUCGCAUUUGUGCAGAUUGUGGUGCUCCAGAUCCCAAAUGGGCGUCAGCUAACAUUGGAGUCUUUAUAUGCUUAAAAUGUAGUGAUGUUCACAGGAGGCUUGGUUCAGAUAUAUCAAAGGUUUUGUCAGUGACAUUAGAUGAGUGGUCUGAGGGUGACAUUGACUCUAUGGUCGAGGUUGGUGGAAAUUCUUAUGCCAAUUCAAUUUAUGAGGCUUUCCUUCCUAAAGAAUAUCCAAAACCAAAACCACACUCAAGUAAUGAGGACCGGACCAAGUUCAUUAGGUCUAAGUAUGAGUUGCAAGAAUUUUUGAAACCAAGUUUGCGCAUUGUCUCCUCAAAAAUGUCUUUCAAAUCUUGUGAUUCUGGAAAGGAUUUUGAUAGCAGUUUCAAUUCAAACAACUCAAGGACGGCAGCAGACAUUGGGGAAUUCGUUGGAUUUUUAAGGGUAAAGGUGAUAAGAGGCACAAAUUUAGCUGUUCGAGAUAUGCUAACGAGUGACCCGUAUGUUGUCUUAACCCUUGGGCAGCAGAGGGUGCAGACAACAGUAAAAAAAAGCAAUUUAAACCCAAUAUGGAAUGAGGAGCUUACGCUAUCAAUUCCUCGACGCUAUGGGGCUUUGAAACUGCUAGUGUUUGAUCAUGAUGUGUUCUCCGCUGAUGAUAUAAUGGGUGAAGCUGAGGUCGAUCUCCAACCGAUGGUAACAGCUGCCAUGGCAUUUGGGGAUGCCAAGCUUCUUGGUGACAUGCAGAUUGGGAAGUGGUUUAAAACGAGUGAUAAUGCACUAAUCAAAGAUAGCACUGUAAACAUCAUUGAUGGGAAUGUAAAACAAGAGGUGUUUCUAAAGCUACAAAAUGUGGAGUCUGGAGAGAUGGAACUUGAAUUGGAAUGGAUCCCUUUGGAUGCAUAAAUUUUUAAUACUUUUCUAUUAUGAUUUGUCAGUACUUACAUUCAUCAGUUUGUAUUUAAUAGCCUUGUUAGGUUUCUUUUAUUAGCUGGUAACCUCAAUGUUAUAUACAUUUCUUGGUGAUUAUUUAAGUAUAUUUUUUGCAUGGAUUAUAUUUCAA